AUGGCAGGUGUUCUUGUUGGAAAUGCCACUGAAUCCACUCCUGCAGCUACUGGAUCUACUCCUCUUGAUUCCAGUAGUCCUUUCUUUCUCCAUCCAUCAGAUUCACCUGGUAUGACACUAGUCAAUACCACCUUUGAUGGUCGUGGCUUUGCAGGCUGGAGGAGAGCCCUUCUUAUUGCACUCUCAGCUAAGAAUAAACUUGGUUUCAUAAAUGGGAGCUGCAAAUCACCAUCUGUUGAUUCUCCCUCUUUUCACUUUGGACUCGAUGCAAUGAUAUGGUCACUUCUUGAUCUUGAAGAUAGGUUUGGCCAAUCCAAUGGGGCCAAACUCUACCACCUGCAGAAGGAAAUCAGUGACUUAGUGCAAGGUAACAGUGAUAUAGCAGGUUAUUUUACAAAGAUAAAGCUAUUAUGGGAUGAACUUGAUGCAUUAUAUACCUCUGUGACCUGUGCUUGUGACUGUAAAUGUGGAGGAAAAACUAAAAUGUUGAAGUCUCACCAGGAUGAAAGGCUUAUUCAGUUCUUAAUGGGACUAAAUGACACCUAUGGACCUGUAAGGAGCAACAUACUCAUGAUCUCUCCUCUCCCCAAUGUCAAUCUUGCUUACUCUCUCUUGAUUCAAGAUGAGAAGCAAAGGGAAUUCUAUGUCAACUCUAAGUUUCCUGGAGAUUCAUCCUCUUACUUGGCAGUCAUUCUAUUGAUAAGUGCUACAGAACAAUUGGGUUUCUACGCCGAUUUUAAAUUCACAAAGAAUCAGAAAUUCCAAGUAGGAAUUAAAAGCAAUGCUGUGCUAGGAACCCCUAAUGCACAACACACUGUGUUUCUUGAGGGAGAAGAAAACCCUUUUACUCAAGAGCAAAUCAGUCAGCUGCUUCAAAUUCUUAAACAUACUAAAGUUGGCAAUCCAGGGGUAAAUGCUAGUAUGGUUGAGUGUACUGGAAACCCCUUCACACCAGAUCAGAUUUCUAAGUUGUUCCAGCUUCUUCAGCUGAGUAGCCUGAGGGUUUCAAGUUCAGAUGUGAAUGCUAAUAUGGUUCACUGUGCUGGUAAUAUUUUCAAUAACCCUGUUGCUUAUUUUACAUAUAUGAACACUGAUUCUUGGAUCAUUGACUCUGGUGCAUCUGAGCACAUGUCAUAUGAUGCCAAAUUUUUCUCUAGCCUUAAACCUUUGCCUUCUCCCCUUUUUAUCAAUCUUCCUAAUUCUUUUAGGGUCAAGGACCUUUUAGUGAAGAUCCCUCGUGUUCUUGGUCAAGCUAGAAAUGGCAUCUAUGUUCUCCAACCUGUUUCUCAGCUUCCAAGUUCUUCUAAGAAUAGCUUAGGAUUACUUUCCAGUUUUUCAAUUCCUGCAUGUAAUAAUUUCAGUAGCUCUGUUUCUUUAAAUUCCAACUCCAAUGUAAUGAUGUGGCACAUUAGAUUGGGACAUUUACCCAUUUCUGCAAUGAAAAGCAUGAGUUUCAUUUCAUCAUCUUCUACUUUGAUUGUCCUUGUGAUAUCCAAAUUUUCCCCUAGAGCUAGAACUUGCAUUUUCAUUGGGUACCCCCAGGGUCAGAAGGGAUACAAACUUCUGGAACUCUCCACUAGAAAGAUUUUUAUCUCUAGAGAUGUCCAUUUUCAUGAGUCUGUGUUUCCCUUCUCAUCUCGAUCUGUUUCUAAUCCUAUUUAUUCCUCUUACCCUCCUAGCCCUGCUUGUUUUGAUCCUAUCACCUCUGAUGUUUUUCAACUGGAUUCUAAUCCUCUUAUUGUUGCCCAAAUUCCUGAUUCUAAUCAUCCUGCAACUCCCCCUCAACCCCCUCUCCCUCCUCAGUCUCCCAUUCUUCAUCCUGAACCCCCCAUUGCCCCUCCUCUUAUCCCCACUAGAUCCUCAACCAGAACAAUCAAACCUCCAAGUUACUUGUCUGAUUACUUAUGCAAUUCAGUUGUCCUCACUGACCUCUCUUCAUGUUUCUCUACUGCUGUCACACCCCAAGUUUUUCCUGUUUCUGCUCUUUCUAUUUGCAAUCAACAGGUAUUGAAUUCUAUUUCACAAAUCAGUGAACCUAUUAGUUUUCUCAAGUCGCUCAACACCCGGUUGGCAACAAAGCCAUGA
Lycium ferocissimum is the source of this 2085-nucleotide messenger RNA. RefSeq lists its product as uncharacterized. The record is from RefSeq and is a predicted model, not a curated record. The transcript has 5 exons. The coding region runs from base 1 to 2085 and encodes 694 amino acids. Lineage: Eukaryota; Viridiplantae; Streptophyta; Magnoliopsida; Solanales; Solanaceae.